Messenger RNA from Sparassis crispa, 216 nucleotides. RefSeq lists its product as hypothetical. The transcript has a single exon. Lineage: Eukaryota; Fungi; Basidiomycota; Agaricomycetes; Polyporales; Sparassidaceae. Bases 1 to 216 code for a protein of 71 amino acids. The record is from RefSeq and is a predicted model, not a curated record.
AUGUACAUCCCCACCGCAACUCGUACUAGUCAGAUUCGUGAGGUCGAGCGUAUCUGUCGUAAGGGCAACUACUACAACCUGGAGGAGGACAAGAACUUCUUGAAGGAGGCGAAAGUUUCGGACCAGCUUCCGCUCAUCAUUCCUUUGCGAGUAAUCGAGGAUAGCUGUAGACUUAUUUGCACAGAACGGUCAAACAGGACCGCAUGUGAGCCGUAA